This is a messenger RNA of Babesia bovis T2Bo, 847 nucleotides long. Its product is annotated as Exosome complex exonuclease RRP4 N-terminal region family protein. Lineage: Eukaryota; Apicomplexa; Aconoidasida; Piroplasmida; Babesiidae. Gene Ontology annotation, molecular function: RNA binding. The transcript is spliced from 4 exons. Gene Ontology annotation, biological process: poly(A)-dependent snoRNA 3'-end processing; exonucleolytic trimming to generate mature 3'-end of 5.8S rRNA from tricistronic rRNA transcript (SSU-rRNA, 5.8S rRNA, LSU-rRNA); CUT catabolic process. The record is from RefSeq and is a predicted model, not a curated record. Bases 28 to 816 code for a protein of 262 amino acids. Gene Ontology annotation, cellular component: cytoplasmic exosome (RNase complex); nuclear exosome (RNase complex).
CGUUUAUGUCUGCAUCUAUUCCCGAAAAUGCUGGAUUCUAAAAUAACGCUUCCAGGUGACGUCGUAAAUACCAGGGCAUCGUCACUGCUCCAGGGACGCGGGACGUACGUUGAUAACGGUGUCCUUCGUGCAAGUUUCCUUGGAACAUUUAAACAGGUCAACCAGCUGGCGUAUGUAGAGCCCCUUCAUGGUAAAUACUUUGCCCAGGUGGGCGAUGUUGUUGUUGGCGUGGUCCAACGCAUCGGUGGCAAUUGUUGGUACAUAGAUAUAGGUUCAUCUAUGAGGGUCCAGCUGUCCAUCUUUCAAGUGAACACUGAGGAGUUAGCAACUCGUCGCAAAUUGGACGAAGACGUCUAUGAGAUGCGAAACUUAUUUGGGAUAGGACAUGUAAUCUCAUGUGAAGUACAGCGCGUAUCGCCCAAUGGAACGGUGCUUUUACAGACACGUACUAGUAAAUAUGGCCGUCUGAACAACGGCAUAUUGGUGAAGGUUAAGCCUAAUCUUAUGCUCCGUCAAAGUAAGCAUAUGCAAGAGUUGUCAUGCGGCAUUAGUAUGAUUCUAGGUUGCAAUGGCUUCAUUUGGUUGGGUCCAAUACAGAAGAGCGGUGAUGCAACAAUACAUGCUCAGGUUUACCAUGAUAUAUGCACUUUUCGUCGUAUUAUACUUUCACUGGCCGGUUUGAGUAUAUGCAUAAACUUUGCUCUACUUUGUGAGAUAUUCGAGUUUUUCAAGGAGAAAUGCCCCGGCAAGAACAGCUUGUCAAAGGAACAAGCUCCGGAACUUUUAGAAAGAUUUUUCAGCGAAAAACGAGCAUAGUCAUUAUCGCAAUAUACAUUAAAUUAUUAAU